Nematolebias whitei (Rio pearlfish) is the source of this 2250-nucleotide messenger RNA. It is a transcript of the gene aldh5a1, whose product is annotated as aldehyde dehydrogenase 5 family, member A1 (succinate-semialdehyde dehydrogenase). NCBI's taxonomy places the organism in Eukaryota, Metazoa, Chordata, Actinopteri, Cyprinodontiformes, Rivulidae. The transcript has 10 exons. The record is from RefSeq and is a predicted model, not a curated record. Gene Ontology annotation, molecular function: succinate-semialdehyde dehydrogenase (NAD+) activity. Gene Ontology annotation, biological process: GABA catabolic process. The coding region runs from base 94 to 1635 and encodes 513 amino acids.
GUCAUUACGUCAUUAACCUAUUGGACGUGUAGCUGCGGUUCUCCGGGUGUAACGGCUCCGUCCUCCCUCUCAUAGCUGCUCCUGGCCCCCGGUAUGUCCGCUGUCGGUGUCCUGAGGAGCCGCCGGGUCCUCCGGCAGCUGCAGCUCGGCCUCCCCGCCUCCGUGUUCCGGCGCUACAGCCUGGAUGUCCCCGCUCCGCUGCUCCGGACUCAGGGCUACGUGGACGGUCGCUGGGUCUCCGCAGCUUCGGUGUUCCCGGUGCUGGACCCGGCCACCGGACAGGAGUUAGCCCGGGUGUCAGACUGCGGUCCGGCGGAGGCCCAGCAGGCGGUGCAGGCUGCGCACCGAGCCUUUCAGUCCUGGAGGGAGACGACAGCCAAGGAACGAAGCGUUCUGCUGAGGAGGUGGUUCGAUCUGCUGAUGCUUCACAAAGACGAUCUCGCCAAACUCAUCACCUUUGAAUGUGGCAAACCCCUGCGGGAGUCUCUGGGGGAGGUGGCGUACUCUGCCUCCUUCCUGGACUGGUUCUCAGAGGAGGCUCGGAGGAUUUACGGAGACAUCAUCCCGCCCCCCGUCAAAGACAGGAAGCUCCUCCUCCUCAAACAGCCGGUGGGCGUGGCCUCCAUCAUCACACCGUGGAACUUCCCCAGCGCCAUGAUCAGCAGGAAGGUGGGGGCGGCGCUGGCGGCCGGCUGCACGGUGGUGGUGAAACCGGCCGAGGACACGCCGCUGUCCGCUCUGGCUCUGGCUGAGCUGGCGGAGCGGGCGGGGAUCCCGCCGGGAGUGGUCAACGUGGUUCCCUGCUCCAGGGACAGAACCCCGUCUGUUGGACAGGUCCUCUGCACCGACCCGAUGGUGGCCAAGAUCUCCUUCACCGGAUCCACAGCUACAGGGAAGAUGUUGUUAAAAAUGGCCGCCGACUCUGUGAAGAGAGUUUCCAUGGAGCUAGGUGGCCACGCCCCCUUCAUCGUGUUUGACAGUGCCGACGUGGACAUGGCGGUGGGUGGAGCCAUGGCUUCCAAGUUCAGGAACUCUGGACAGACCUGCGUGAGUUCCAACCGGUUCCUGGUCCAGAGCGGGAUCUACGACCACUUCCUGGACAAACUGGGCCGAGCGAUGGACGCUGAGCUCCGACUGGGUCAUGGCUCGGAGCCUGGCACCACCCAGGGUCCACUCAUCAACUCCAGAGCUGCAGAGAAGGUGGUCCAUCACAUCUCAGAUGCUGUGUCCCAUGGCGCCAGGCUGCUGAAAGGAGGAACCCGUCUGAGCGGUUCCUUCAUGGAACCAACUCUGCUGGCCGACGUCACCACAGACAUGCUGUGCACGAAGGAGGAGACAUUUGGACCGCUGGUUCCGGUCAUCAGGUUCGACACAGAGGAAGAGGCGCUGGCUGUAGCGAAUGGAACCGACGUUGGACUCGCAGGUUACUUCUACUCGCAGGACAUCGCUCAGAUCUGGCGGGUGUCCGAGGCCCUGGAGGUGGGGAUGGUCGGGGUCAACGAGGGCAUCCUGUCGGCCCCCGAGGCCCCCUUCGGGGGGGUCAAGCAGUCCGGUCUGGGCCGAGAAGGGUCCAGGUGCGGCGUGGACGAGUACCUGGAGGUCAAGUACCUGUGCUUCGGAGGACUGAGGCCCUGAACAGGUCCGACAGGUUCUGGUCUCAGCUGCUAGUUAGAGUCCAAACUAACAAAGUCCUGCCAGAACCGGGCCCGAUCCAGUCACGUGUUACCGGUCCGGUUCAACAUGAGGUAAAGAAAGAACUGGCUCAGAUCCUGACCCGUAAACACCAGAACCAGACGGUCCUGUAAUCUGAGUUAAAUAAAUAUUUUAGUUUUUGGAGGCGGUCCAGUCCAAACCGGGCCUUAUCUCAGAACAAAGCCCGGUUCUGGACUGCACAUUGUUGGAUUAAGUUCUGUUCAUUAAUAAUGAGUAAAACAUGUUUUAGUGUCUGAUCAUUUCCUGCUGAGGAGCAGGACGGGUCGGGCCUUCACUUCAGAACCAGAACCAAACAUUAUGAUGUGGCUGAGCUGCUGGUUCUGUUGAACAGCCGCACUGUCAGCUGGGUCCGUUUGGGUCAGAACUUUUGUUGAACCUCCAGCAGAACCAGGUGUGAUUACCAGGUGUUCUCAUGGGUUCCGACCCACUGGGUUUCUCCAGAACCUUCCUAUAAAUGUGGUUUUAAAUCUGCGUUGUUUCAGCGGCACCGGCAGAUGUUUGGAUCACGGGUCAACAUCCUGAGCCUGAAACGUUGUG